Penicillium nucicola is the source of this 1011-nucleotide messenger RNA. Its product is annotated as U2-type spliceosomal complex subunit CWC24. NCBI's taxonomy places the organism in Eukaryota, Fungi, Ascomycota, Eurotiomycetes, Eurotiales, Aspergillaceae. Gene Ontology annotation, molecular function: metal ion binding. Bases 1 to 1011 code for a protein of 336 amino acids. Gene Ontology annotation, biological process: snoRNA splicing. The record is from RefSeq and is a predicted model, not a curated record. Gene Ontology annotation, cellular component: U2-type spliceosomal complex. The transcript has a single exon.
AUGGCCGAAGACACAGUCGCAGAUGCCGUACCUCAGGUUGCUUUCAAAAAGCGCUCCAAGGGCAAGGCCAACUUCCGCAAGAAGCCCGCAACGCCACCUCCAGCUUCUGACUCCGAUUUCACCUCGUCCGAUGAUGAUGAGGGCAAGCGAAUCAAGAGACGGCGUAAGAACGCAGCUGUGACAGCGUCAUCUACGGUGAAUGUGACGAGAAAACCCGACGACGAACCUACAACCGCCGUUCCUCUCCCAUUGACCUCGAGCAAUGACGCAACCAAAUCUUCCAACUGGUACGACGAAGACCUUGAUGCGAAGAAUCUCCUCGGCACAACAAGAGUGCGACCUGGGCAAGCUCUAGCAACUGCCUCUACCUCAGAUCCUGACGGCACCUACAAAGGCGCAGCCAACUACCAAAACUUCAUCCAGAAAAAUCCAGAUGCACCGGCGAAGUUUGGUCCUGUUAAAGCGCCAACCAACGUCCGAACAAUUACGGUCACCGAUUUUGCCCCGGAUGUGUGUAAAGAUUGGAAACAAACUGGAUUCUGUGGCUACGGAGACUCUUGCAAGUACCUCCACAUGCGUGAGGAUUACAAGGCAGGCUGGGAACUGGAUCGCGACUGGGAGGUCAACACCAAGGGCAAGAAGCUAGAUGGGAAAGUGGUCUCGCAACGCAAGGGCGCAGGGAAAGCAGCCGAGGAGGACGAAGACGACGAGGACGACAUGCUGGAGAAUAUUCCCUUCGCAUGCAUCAUUUGCCGCAAGCCCUACAAGGACCCUAUCAUCACCAAGUGCGGCCACUAUUUCUGUGAGUCCUGUGCUUUGCAGCGAUACCGGAAGAACCCGACCUGUGCAGCCUGCGGUGCAGGGACUGGUGGCGUGUUCAAUGUUGCAAAGAAGCUUAGCACCUUGCUGGACAAGAAGCGAGAGCGUGCACGCAAGUUGCGCGAAGAGGCGCUUGCCAAUGGAGAGGAAGUUAGCGAUGACGAAGAAGAAGGGGAGAAGGAUAGUGAAUAG